AUGUUUUGCAGUGCCAUUCCCGAAUCCCGAACUCCUUCUUCCCACUUCGCCCCCAGUAAGAGAUGGAAAAUUCCUACAAAUCUCGGUUUGUCCAGUGGCGACUACUGCGUACGCGGUCCUCGGAGCAAGGAUUCAAAGGCAAAAGAUGAGGCGGAGGUGAAGGAGGAGAAGGAGGAGGCAGUGGAGGAGUGGAAUCGAAAGAUGCGGCGGCGACUCUAG
Molecule: messenger RNA, 219 nt
Organism: Linum trigynum
Lineage: Eukaryota; Viridiplantae; Streptophyta; Magnoliopsida; Malpighiales; Linaceae
Source: the annotation of a GenBank genome assembly